GCUCCGGCUCUGGCUCCGGCGUUCUCGUCUCCCCGCGGCUGCGACGUGGUGUCCGGGCGGCCGCGCACCAUGUGGCUGGCGCUGGCGGCGCUGCUGGCGGCGGCGGCCGAGGCCGAGGCGCAGUACGAGCGCUACAGCUUCCGCAGCUUCCCGCGGGACGAGCUCAUGCCGCUCGAGUCCGCCUACCGCUACGGCCUGGACCAGUACAGCACCGAGAACUGGCCCGAGAGCGUCAACUACCUGGAGGUCAGCAUGCGGCUCUACCGCCUGCUGCGGGACAGCGAGGCCUUCUGCCACCGCAACUGCAGCACCGCCGGGCAGCCCCCCGCCACCACCGCCGCUGCCGCCGGCCCUGCCAGCGGGGGAGAGCUGGCCGAGCUGCGCAUCCUGGCCGGGGUGCUGCGCCGGGCCCAGUGCCUGCGCCGCUGCAAGCAGGGGCUGCCCGCCUUCCGACAGGCCCAGCCCGGCCGGGAGCUGCUCGAGGAGUUCCAGCGCCGUGAGCCCUACAAGUACCUGCAGUUUGCCUACUUCAAGGCUAAUAAUCUUCCAAAAGCUAUUGCAGCAGCUCACACGUUUCUUCUGAAGCAUCCAGAUGAUGAAAUGAUGCAAAGAAAUAUGGCCUACUAUAAGACCAUACCUGAUGCUGAGGACCAUAUUAAAGACUUGGAGACAAAACCUUAUGAGAAUCUCUUUGUCAGGGCUGUGAGAGCAUACAAUGGUGACAACUGGAGAACGUCUAUCUCGGACAUGGAACUGGCUCUUCCCGAUUUCUUCAAAGCCUAUGACGAUUGUGUAGCAGCCUGUGAAGGCUCCCGAGAGAUCAAAGAUUUUAAAGACUUCUAUCUUUCCAUUGCAGAUCAUUAUAUUGAAGUCCUUGCAUGCAAAGUGCAGUGUGAGAGUAAUCUGACACCCAUUAUAGGAGGCUUUGUUGUUGAGAAGUUUGUGGCUACCAUGUACCACUACUUGCAGUUUGCUUAUUAUAAAUUGAAUGACAUGAAGAAUGCAGCAUCUUGUGCUGCUAGUUACCUUCUGUUUGACCAGAAAGAUGAAGUAAUGAAACAGAACAUGGUCUAUUAUCAGUACCACAAAGACAAAUGGGGGCUUAAAGAAGAGGAUUUUCAGCCCAGAUCGGAGGCAGUUCGAUACCACAACAUAACCACGCUGCAGUUGGAAAUGUAUGACUUUGCAAAGGAGCAUCUGAUGGAUGAUGAUGAGGGUGAAGUUGUGGAAUUCCUUGAUGACCUGCUAGAAGUGGAGGAGAAGAAGGAAUCCUCGUGAGGGAAAUCACCCAAGAGUAUUUUACAGAAGUGAAGACUCACCAUUUCUCCUUACUAUUGUUUUUGGUCACCUGUAGUUCCAGUUAGAUAUACCUCAAAGUUGCUCCUUUAAACUCCACGUUUUGUUACAAGAUCCACUCCUGAAGGGUCCCUUCCAUGCUGCACUGACACUUCCAUGAGCAUGGCUUUUCACUCUGCAUUUGCAGAACUGGUGCACAUGGGUUUUCCUUUUGAGCUUUCUUUCCUUUACACAAACACAACCAAACAGACUGUAUUUUCUGGGUUAACACUAAGGUUAAAUUAUAGCAGUAGAGCUAAAUUCCAAAGAACUUUUGUCAGACUAUGAGCCACAGAAGACAUAACAGUUCCUCUGGACUUUGAGCUAUGUAAUGUAUUAUUUAUAUAUCUCUUUUUUUUUAUUAUGAUGAUGAAUAAAGGGAUACAGAAUCUCAGAAAGAUGUUAAGAUACAUUUAAGUAGCUGAAGUGGGAUGAUUUCCCAACCCCUACCAUUCUUUGAUUCUGUGAUAACAGAGCGAACUAGUGAGCUUGUAAAACUUGCUUUAAGAAUCCUGUAAGCAGUGUUCAUCCUCCGUAAAAACUCAGUUCACUUCCAUGAUGUGAAGCUGAGGUCAUUUAUAACUGAAUAAUAAAGAAUUCCUUCUUCCUCCCAA
This is a messenger RNA of Colius striatus (speckled mousebird), 1949 nucleotides long. It is a transcript of the gene CRTAP, whose product is annotated as cartilage associated protein. Gene Ontology annotation, molecular function: protein binding; collagen binding. Gene Ontology annotation, biological process: peptidyl-proline hydroxylation to 3-hydroxy-L-proline; collagen fibril organization. The transcript has 7 exons. Lineage: Eukaryota; Metazoa; Chordata; Aves; Coliiformes; Coliidae. Gene Ontology annotation, cellular component: endoplasmic reticulum. Bases 70 to 1278 code for a protein of 402 amino acids. The record is from RefSeq and is a predicted model, not a curated record.